CUGCGCCGUGAGCGAGGAAAGUUGUCCAUGCCACAUUUCUUUUGGAAGUUCCUUUUUAUUAUUUUUACAAAUCAGGGUUUUUUUUGUAUGUACUUGGGGUUCUUACGCAUGGAGGAGAGGUUUGGUUACGCACAAGGAAUGUUUCUGCGGUAGUUUUUUUUUUCUUCUUUUCGGAUCUUAGCAGUUCGUAAUUGCUCUCUGAUGCCCAUGGAACAAGACAGGGUUUUCUGUGCCCGUUUGUUUUUGUGUACAGCGUGCGUACAUCCCAGCAUCCCAGGGAAUGCAGAGAUCAAUGUAGGCUACAUGUAACCAAGUUUUAACCUUUCGGAGGGUCUUCCCACAGAGUCUCAAGACAAAGAAAAGCAGCUGUAAAUGGAUCGCCAUUUCAGCCUUGUUUCUCUCUGGUUUCAGCUGGAACUUUGUGCGAUGGCUGUUCUGCUCACGAAAGGAGAGAUCAGGUGUUACUGCGAUGCGCCGCACUGCGUUGCCACUGGAUACAUGUGUAAAUCGGAGCUUAACGCGUGCUUCACCAAGGUCCUGGACCCGCUUAACAUGAACUCACCUCUUACACAUGGCUGCUUAGAUCCGCUUUUAAACUCUGCGGACGUGUGCGCCAGCAAAAUCAUGGAUGUUUCUGGUGGAAGCUCUUCUCCUAUAGAGUGUUGUCAUGAUGAUAUGUGUAACUACAGAGGUCUGCAUGACCUCACGCACCCUCGAGGUGACUCCACAGACCGAUACCACAGCUCCAACCAGAAACUGAUCACAAGGGUACAAGAGUUAGCCUCAGCUAAAGAGGUGUGGUUCCGAGCGGCAGUCAUAGCUGUUCCCAUUGCGGGUGGCCUUAUCCUGGUCCUGCUGAUUAUGCUAGCAUUGCGGAUGCUCCGUAGUGAAAACAAGCGGCUGCAGGCCCAGCGCCAACAGAUGCUGUCUCGCCUGCAUUACAGUUUCCAUGGACACCACCAUGCCAAGAAAGGCCAUGUGGCCAAGCUGGACCUGGAGUGCAUGGUGCCGGUAACGGGACAUGAGAACUGCUGUCUGGGCUGCGAUAAGCUGCGGCAGACAGAACUUUGUGCAGGAGGAGGGAGUGGAGGUGAACGCCUCCUAUCUCUGGUGCACUGGGGGAUGUACACGGGACACGGCAAGCUGGAGUUUGUAUGACUACUUGGUGCUUUCUUAUCUGGACAAGAACUUACUCGCUCACAGUAGGAAGAGUGUAGAGUUUGCUGUUGUAAUUUUAUUAUUGUCCUUUCCACUUGUUAUUUUAUUGUCUCCAUUUCUUGACGUGGAGCGUGAAGAAAUUUCAUGGACGCAAUUGUUUGUGUUUUCUCAAAAGAGCACUUUACUUGAAUUUGAAUGGCUGGUCUAUGUGGGGCGGAGCUAAAUUUGAAAGGGUGGGGCAAAGGACUUUAAACCCCAGCCUUUUCCCCACUGAGCCAUGUCCUGUGGAUCCUGGACUAACACUGAAGAUUAAAGGAUUCGUAAAAAGACGGUCUUAUUUUGCACAUUUGUAUAAAAUUGACGAGAUGUUGAUGAGGGGGUAUGAAUGGUCUUAGAGUUGCAUUCAAAGCGGCCUUUUUUUUCUUUGAAGAAUUUUACACUGACAUCAGGGUAAAAAUAUGGACUGUUUGUUUAAGUCAAAUUGUAUGAAUAAAGGAUCCAAUCUUGACUGUAACAGAUCACAUGCCUCUGC
Molecule: messenger RNA, 1690 nt
Organism: Myxocyprinus asiaticus (Chinese sucker)
Lineage: Eukaryota; Metazoa; Chordata; Actinopteri; Cypriniformes; Catostomidae
Gene: bambia
Product: BMP and activin membrane-bound inhibitor (Xenopus laevis) homolog a
Exons: 3
Coding region: 373-1158 (261 amino acids)
Biological process (GO): transforming growth factor beta receptor signaling pathway; positive regulation of canonical Wnt signaling pathway; negative regulation of transforming growth factor beta receptor signaling pathway
Molecular function (GO): frizzled binding
Source: RefSeq, a predicted model, not a curated record